AAUUAGAGCGCUUCCCGCCCAUCGCCCGCGAAGAAGUCGUUACGCUAAAGGACAAAGCGUAAAUUUGGUAGGUUCGCAGAUCUCUGCUGUGUAAAAGUCGGAUUUUUCUGCAGUUUCCAAGGAGGGAAGGAUAUCGCCAUGUCCCGACGUCACGAUGCAGGCCAGACUGUCAUGGCCAAGUGGCCAGGCAGCCACCUGUGGUUCCACGCCAAGGUGCUGAAGACUCUGGACGGGGACAGGUACAUGGUCAGGUUUGAGGAGGGCACAGAGGAGGAGGUCGAUGCCCACCAUGUGUUGUCGGAAUCCUACUUCAGCAGGUCAGGUUCCAAAAGUCCCUCUCGUCGACGCUCACGGUCAAGGUCACGAGGACGCUCGCCGGGACGAACCCCCAGGAGACGGUCAAAAAGCCCUGCAAUAAAGACCCCAAAAGUCGCCAAGGCCAACUCAUCCAGGACCCCGCGAGGACGUAAGGCAUCUCCUGAGAAGGCCAAGUCCUCACCAGCAGUCAAAAUCACGCCUGAGGCUAAGGAGAAGUCUAGCCCGGAGCCUAAGGCCAAAUCUUCUCCUGAACCCAAGGCAACAUCCACCCCUGCCAAGAUUACCAAGAUGGAGGUCAAAAAGGUUGUUGAACAGAAGAGUGAAGUAGUCCACAGGUAUGCCACUCGCUCCAGCACCAACAAGGAACUGGUCCCUGGCCUGGACAUAAAGCCUGGUCCUGUACCUAAGACCAACGAGCGCGAGUUUGGCGGUCCCGUCGGUACGUUCCUCAUGACGUUCCUCCUGCCAGCCACGGUGCUGUACCUGUACGGCGUGUGUAACAAGGCCCACUGUGACCUGGUGUUCGUGCCACACCUCCCCAAGACGCUGGAUGCCUACUUCAGCACAAACGCUGCGCUGGUGUUCCUGGGCUGGUUCCUCUUCCAGGCUCUGAUCUACAUGCUUCCCAUCGGACGGUUAGCUGACGGUGUGCCCCUGAGGGAUGGACGGAUGCUGAAGUACAGAAUCAAUGGUGGCACAGCCAUUGCCUUCUCCUUCAUCAUGAGUGUGCUUCUGUACAUCAAGGCCAGGAGGGCUCCCAAGGCAGCCCUGUCCCCUGUGGGCAACUCAGGUAAUGUGAUCUAUGACUUCUUCAUCGGUCAUGAGCUGAAUCCUCGCAUCGGCAGCUUCGACCUGAAGUACUUCUGUGAACUCAGGCCUGGACUCAUUGGAUGGGUGAUCAUCAACCUGUGCCUGUGUGGGAAGUACUGUGUAGAUCACGGCCAGCUGUCCACCGCGCUGACCUGUGUCACGCUGUUCCAGGCCCUGUACGUGGCAGACGCUCUUUGGUUUGAGGAUGCCAUUUUGACGACCAGUGACAUCACAACUGAAGGGUUUGGGUUCAUGCUGGCGUUCGGUGACCUUGCCUGGGUGCCCUUCACCUACUCCCUGCAGGCCCGCUACCUGGUCGACCACCCCGAACACGACCUCACCAACGUGCAGGCUGCUCUCAUCGUGCUCCUCAACAUGCUUGGAUUCUGGAUCUUCAGAGCAUCCAACUCUCAGAAGAACGCCUUCAGACGAAACCCCUAUGACCCCAAACUUCAGCGCCUGGAGAGCAUCCCUACCAAUGUGACCAACAAGAGCCUGCUGGUGUCUGGAUGGUGGGGCCUGGUUCGCCACCCCAACUACCUGGGAGAUCUCAUCAUGGCCCUGGCCUGGUGUCUGACCUGUGGUUUCAACCACAUCGUCCCCUACUUUUACGUCAUCUACUUCACCAUCCUGCUCAUCCAUCGAGAGAGGCGCGACCACCUCGUGUGCCAGAAGAAGUACGGCGCAGCCUGGGACAAGUACUGCGAGCGUGUCAAGUACCGCAUCUUCCCCUACAUCUACUAAACAGCCCGCAUGGACUUCAUUAUCUUCAAAAAAAUGUCUGUGUUAUGACGCUACUGUAUAUAAGCCGAUCUGUGGUAGACUGAAGUGCCUUGAUAUGGUUGGACUGUAGAUGUUGAAGUAUUUUUGUUUGACAGUAGUUUAGGAGAAUACUACAGCACUCCCGCUGUCUUUCAUUCAAGAUUAAACGUCUUCGUUUGUGUCAUUCCAAUAAUAAGGCUAUUUAACGAUUUUUUGUUAUCAUGUCUUUGUGAGAUUUUGUACUUAAUAUGGGUCAAAGGUUUCAUGAAUCAAAACAAUUUAAUAAGACUUUUCCAAAGAAAGGUUUAUGAAAUAUUAUUGCUCAGGAACUUUUGGGACAGGAAAGUACGUAUAACAGGCUCAUCUUCGAAAAAAAUGUUCUGUAAAUAAAUAUGUAAUGCUCGUUCAAUAUUUGAAGAAUUGUGACUUUCGUGUUUUAACUUUAAUGUUAUUUUUAUUUGUGAUUUAAACUGGUGAUAUUUGGUGUGUGUAUAGUAUUGCUAAGUAUAACUGUUUGUUUCCAACAUUGCUUCUCAACAUUUUAGAUAGUUGUUUUGUUAGGGUUGUAGGAUUGUCUCUAACAAUGGGAAAUACUAAUAUUAAGAAUGGACAAGUAAUUGCUGAAUAUUGGCAAUGUAUAAGAGGUAUUUUUAUACAGUAAUCUAUGGGUAUGGACGCAUAUCUUCAAUGUGAGAAAUGCUACUUAAUGAGUGAGACAAAAUAGAAAUGUACGGUGUGUUUUAAAACAUGGUAAAUUUUAUCUCAUGGCAGCUAUGACACUGCCAGCUCUGUCUUUUGAAGCUGCCAUAUCAUUGCAAAUUGACAGGUGGCACUUCUAUCUGUAAUUACUGCUAUUUAGUCAGUGUCUUGCUUGGCCAUCAAGAUUAAGCGUCCAUGUUGGUAACAAGUACCAAACAUUACCCACUACAUGUUUU
Messenger RNA from Branchiostoma belcheri (Belcher's lancelet), 2825 nucleotides. RefSeq names its product delta(14)-sterol reductase-like. Lineage: Eukaryota; Metazoa; Chordata; Leptocardii; Amphioxiformes; Branchiostomatidae. Bases 139 to 1872 code for a protein of 577 amino acids. The transcript has 12 exons. Gene Ontology annotation, biological process: sterol biosynthetic process. Gene Ontology annotation, molecular function: oxidoreductase activity, acting on the CH-CH group of donors, NAD or NADP as acceptor. The record is from RefSeq and is a predicted model, not a curated record. Gene Ontology annotation, cellular component: nuclear inner membrane; endoplasmic reticulum membrane.